This is a messenger RNA of Piliocolobus tephrosceles (Ugandan red Colobus), 3548 nucleotides long. RefSeq names its product zinc finger CCHC-type containing 7 (gene ZCCHC7). Gene Ontology annotation, cellular component: TRAMP complex. Lineage: Eukaryota; Metazoa; Chordata; Mammalia; Primates; Cercopithecidae. Gene Ontology annotation, biological process: nuclear polyadenylation-dependent CUT catabolic process; nuclear polyadenylation-dependent rRNA catabolic process; nuclear polyadenylation-dependent snoRNA catabolic process. The transcript has 10 exons. The coding region runs from base 973 to 2217 and encodes 414 amino acids. The record is from RefSeq and is a predicted model, not a curated record. Gene Ontology annotation, molecular function: RNA binding; zinc ion binding.
CAGUCUUUGAGGACCGAGUAGUCCCGGGCCACCUCCCACCUCUGCUGUCAGAAGCAGCAGCUGCAGCCGUGGACUCCAAGAUUUCGGGAGCUGUGUCCCUUUCCUCAUGUAAAACAAGUAGACUUGGACUGUUCACUAAGGCGCCCUUUAUCCCUCCCAUCCUGUGAGCGGACAGUUGCCUUCAACUUUUGGGAAGAGCUGCCGGUUCGGUGGAAAAGCUGUGGCUGGGAAUCAGGAGGCCUGUGUUCUAGCCGUGGCUCCCCCACGAACUCGCUGGCGACUCCAGAAAGCUCUUAUUGAGGCUGAAUUUAAGAUUAUUUCAGAUUACACUGUUGAAUUAGGGGCUCCAUUAGGGCCUUUUUCGCUCAGUAAGUUUAUCUGAGCCCGUUUCUCCAACUAUAAAACGAGAGUCAGUUUGAUGACUUUUCAGGUCCCCUCAGAAGCUCUUGACUUUGUGGUUUUCUUUUUCUUUUUAAAAUUUUAUCUAGGACUGUUAGAGAAGUGACUUCGUGUUUUGAAUAGUUAGGCUGUCACAUACAAAGACUUUUAAAUGGAUUGUGUGUGUAUUUAGGAAAGCAUUAUGCUUUGGAGACAGUUUAGCAUUGCUGCUUUCAAGGGAGUCUGAGGAUGGGGAAUAAACUCAGGAAGGAUCGCAAGUGAGGAUUAUAUUAAUAUGUUAGGUAUCAGGAUAAGAGACUGCAUGACCGAAGGAAAAGGGCUAAGGGAAAGGUGAAGGAAAUGUUUCCGGAUAGGAUUAAUUCUCAUAAAAAUCAUGUCUAUAUCCCAAGAAGAGCUGGGACUUAUGUGACUAAAUUUAGCUUAUUUUUUUCCUCCCGAAAUACUGUGUUCUGUCUUUUGUGACCCUUGUUUCACACAUUUGGAUUCUCCACCCCGAUCAAAUUUGAUUCAGAGUGGCCGUCGCAUUUGAAAAAUGGACAGACAUUUUAACCGCUUCAAGGUUACUGACUUUUUAUGAUGUUUGGUGGCUAUGAGACUAUAGAAGCAUACGAAGAUGAUCUUUAUCGAGAUGAGUCAUCUAGUGAACUGAGUGUUGAUAGUGAGGUGGAAUUUCAACUCUAUAGCCAAAUUCAUUAUGCCCAAGAUCUUGAUGAUGUCAUCAGGGAGGAAGAACAUGAAAAAAAGAACUCUGGGAAUUCGGAAUCUUCGAAUAGUAAACCAAAUCAGAAGAAACUAAUCGUCCUUUCAGAUAAUGAGGUCAUCCAACUGUCAGAUGGGUCAGAGGUCAUCACUUUGUCUGAUGAAGACAGUAUUUAUAGUUGUAAAGGAAGGAAUAUUAGAGUUCAAGCACAAGAAAAUGCCUUUGGUCCUUCUGCUUCCCUUCAGUCUAAUGAGCAGGUUGAUAAGAAAUGCAAGAGUGAUAUUGAGAAGCCUAAACAUGAAGAGAGAUCAGAUGUAAUCCGAGAGGUCAUGAUUAUAGAGGUCAGUUCAAGUGAAGAGGAAGAAAGCACCAUUUCAGAAGGCGAUAAUGUGGAAAGCUGGAUGCUACUGGGAUGUGAAGUAGAUGAUAAAGAUGAUGAUAUUCUCCUCAACCUUGUGGGAUGUGAAAACUCUGUUACUGAAGGAGAAGAUGGUAUAAACUGGUUCAUCAGUGACAAAGACAUUGAGGCCCAGAUAGCUAAUAACCGAACACCUGGAAGAUGGACCCAGCGAUACUAUUCAGCCAACAAAAACAUUAUCUGUAGAAAUUGUGACAAACGUGGCCAUUUAUCAAAGAACUGCCCCUUACCACGAAAAGUUCGUCGCUGCUUCCUAUGCUCCAGGAGCGGACACCUCCUGUAUUCCUGUCCAGCCCCGCUUUGUGAAUACUGUCCUGUGCCUAAGAUGUUGGACCACUCAUGUCUUUUCAGACAUUCCUGGGAUAAACAAUGUGACCGAUGUCAUAUGCUCGGCCACUAUACAGAUGCUUGCACAGAAAUCUGGAGGCAGUAUCACCUAACGACCAAACCUGGACCACCCAAAAAACCGAAGACCCCUUCAAGACCAUCAGCCUUAGCAUAUUGCUAUCACUGCGCACAAAAAGGCCAUUAUGGACACAAACUUCUGGAAAAACUACUAAAAGAAAAAGAAAAGGUACUAAUAAACAAUGAGUGGAAAGUGAAUGUCCAGAAAGAGAAGUGUAUGACCCGUCUCCAGUAUCUCCAUUCAUCUGCUACUAUGAUGACAAAUACGAAAUUCAGGAGAGAGAGAAGAGACUGAAACAAAAAAUAAAAGUACUCAAGAAAAAUGGGGUUAUCCCAGAGCCAUCCAAGCUACCUUAUCUAAAAGCAGCAAAUGAGAACCCCCACCAUGAUAUAAGGAAGGGCCGUGCCUCGUGGAAAAGCAACAGGUGGCCUCAAGAAAAUAAAGAAACACAAAAAGAGAUGAAGAACAAGAAUAGAAACUGGGAGAAGCACAGGAGGGCUGACAGACAUCGUGAAGUGGAUGAGGAUUUUCCCAGGGGUCCCAAACCCUACUCUUCUACUGGCAGUUUUAAAACCCAGAAGCCUUCUAAGCUCUUUCACCGUUCAUCGCAUUACCAUAUGUCAAGAGAAGACAAGUCUCCCAAGGAGGGCAAGAGGGGCAAGCAGAAGAAAAAGGAGAGGUGCUUGGAAGAUGAUGACAAUGAUAACUUAUUUCUUAUUAAGCAGAGGAAAAAAAAGUCUUAAGCUGUCAGGCAGCCUCUGAUGUGGCUUUUCAUUGUUCAUUUGGCCUUUGUGUCUAUAACUUUCUGGCAUUGUGUUUAUUAUCUAUGAUUAAAUAAAGUGAGUUUUUGGUUUUGUUUUUUUAAUUUCAGCCAUUCCUAGAGUUACUGAACAUCCAUGGAGAUCUCAAUUCUCUGUGUCCAACAGGAUAUUAGGUAAGAAAGUACAAAGAUAAACCUGGACUUAUCCUAUAUGUCAUCUUUACUCAGAAUCCUAGGGAUAGGUAGAAGAAUUCAUCUUUUCAAGAAAGCUUUUUUAAAAUACUUUGGGAAAAAAAAAAACUGCAUCAAAGGUAAUUCAUCCUCAACAUGAGUAUGAAAUUAAAUCCUUGCAGGAAGAGAAAUUAACACUAAGAAAAAGUCAUCAACAUUUUUCAACUUUUUUUUUUUUUACAUUGGAAAGGACAAUAACUAUAAAUCUAUAUCCAGAUUUUCUUGCUGCUGAAGCUGUUGUCAGAGUCUUCCUUUGGACAAAACAUCACUAGCUGACUAUAAAAACAAAAGUGUCAUCAUUGAAGCCCUGAAGAGGCAGGGAAUUGAGCUUCAGCAAAAUACAGGUAAAGAAUCUAUCCAACAUAAAUGUCAGAAGACAAAUUUCCUAAACAAGUGAAAGAGACAUCAAAAAUUUUAACAUAAUCACAAUGAAAUCAUUUUUUACCACUUUUAUGGCAGUGUUUCAAGCGGACUGUCACUCAGAUCUGUAGAGAUGAAUAUUACUCAAAAAAUUGUUUUGUUCUCUUGCAUUUUUUUGAACUACCACAAAGCUAUACAGAUUUUUUUGUACUUGUGGAUAUUUUGUACUUCUCAUAGCCUAAUGUCAGAAUAAGAAAAAUAAAAUACCUGAAAG